UCGGGCUUCGCUGUCGUCUCAGAAGGGUUUCGAGUCCUCUCAGCCGCCACGAUCCCAGCGCUGUUGGAUUGUACCAGGCUUCUCCAUUCUUCGCACCGUGUACAUGGAGUGACCGCCCACACCAGACUCUGUUAACCAGACUCGCUGAUUGCGAUUCAGAAGGUGUAGGGAGAAACCCCAUCACAUUCUUCCCGUAAGACUUCCACUCCGGUUGGAAUGGGUUGCUGCACAGGUCGCUGUACUUUAAUAUUCCUCUGUACUUUACAGCUGUUGGCAGCAUUGGAGAGACAGAUCUUUGAUUUUCUUGGUUACCAGUGGGCUCCUAUACUGGCCAACUUCCUUCAUAUAAUUGUUGUCAUUCUGGGACUAUUUGGAACAAUUCAAUACAGGCCUCGCUACAUUGUGGUGUACACUAUUUGGACAGCCCUGUGGGUCGCCUGGAAUGUAUUCAUUUUCUGCUUCUAUUUGGAGGUUGGAGGACUCUCAAAGGAUAGUGAUCUGAUGACCUUUAAUAUCUCGAUGCACCGAUCGUGGUGGAGGGAGCAUGGGCCUGGGUGCGUGCGUAAGGAGUUGACUGCUUCAGCCAGCAAAAGCUUGGAUGAUCGCACCUAUAUCUCAGUGACAGGCUGCAUUGUCGACUUUCAGUACCUGGAGGUUAUUCACAGCUCCUUCCAAAUAUUACUGUCACUCAUUGGUUUUGUCUAUGCCUGCUAUGUGAUCAGCGUUUUCACUGAAGAAGAGGACAGCUUUGAUUUCAUAGGUGGACUUGAUUCCUACACCUACCACGCACCCCAGAAACCCUCCCAUGCACAGUUAAGGCCUGUUUACCUGUCGAAGUAAAUGACAGAUAACAGAUGACCAUCGACACGGAGGCCUCUGGCAAUGACGUAUUUCAAACUUCAGAGGGAAAAACAAGUUAUAUGUAAUAUCAGGUGUGGGCAGGUACUCCCACAUAAUUCAUUUCUGACCAAAACUCAAGUCAAGGACUAAUUUUAGACAAAUCCAAGUUGAGUAUGAAAUACUUGGUUCUGAUUAUGACUGUGUUUUUUGUCCUUUGCUGUACAGUAAUGGUAUCUUGUAUGGAGCGUCUAGUUAAAGUAUGUACACUGUAGCAAACAGUGAAUUUGGUAAAGUCAAGUGAUUUGUUUCAGGUAAAACCCACUGUGCAAAAGGAAAACAUUGCUGGAUUUGUGCUGAGAGUGAAUCAGUCCUUUGACAGUAGCAACUGUUUCUCUGUAGAAUAUUUAAACAAUUCCGUUUUCAACUUGUACAAAAAUACUUUUUUAUGAAUUUAUGAAUUAUUAAUUCUUAACACAUUUGUAAGAUAAUGUUAGCACUCCAGUAUUUUGUAGUCUUGUGAAUGUUACAUUUUAUGUGAAACAUAUCUUUUAGGCUAUUUAUGGAUUAUAGAGUAGGCGAUUAAAGGAAUCCUUUUAUUCUCAUUAUUGCUGCAUUUUGCUCUCUGAAGUAGUUGAGGAUCUUGUAAGUCUUCUGUUGAAUGGAGCAUGUGACAUGGUUGUAUUACCCUAACUGCUAGAUCAAAUUUACAGCAUUCACAUUCUCACAGGCACUUGACAGUUUUAAAUAUCCUCAUCUCAGAGCCUACAGAAAGCUACAUUUUAAAGCCUUUACCUGGAAUACACAAUACUUAAACAAAAACACCCACAGACUUCUAAAUAUGAGAGCCCAGGAAUUCCAUCAUGCCUAAAGAGGAGCAAGUGAACAGUUGGGGAUGGGUCACCUGUGCAUAUCUGUUCAUAUGGGUGAGCAUCCAGGAAUGUCACUGAGUUCCUGAUUGUCUUUGCCCAGAACUGGCAGAAGCCCAAUAAAAAGGGUGGAAGGAAUGCACCGCUUCCCAUACAGCUACAGACCCUCACAAACAUUUCCCAUUACAUUUGGGACAGAAUCUACAGAUGUCACAUUGGGUUCAUCAGCCAUCUUAGGACCCACAAAAGUGGAGAAAGCAAUUCAUCCUUCAUCCCAGGAGACUGCCUUAGAAGAAACAUGGGUGUUGGAUCCAUAGGCAUUCACCCAUCUUUCUGAGGGUAUGAAAGUAAAAGGACUGAGUGUCUUCAGUGUUACUGUAAAGGUAUUCAUAAGCAUUGUCCUAACAACCAAUAUCCAAGAAUGGCAGGGCAGCUAAUGAACUGUGAAGAGUUCAGGUGAAAUGUUCUUGUAUCACUCCAUGGGCCCUAGCAACGAAGGAACAGGUAGGUCAAUAGUGCUCUUCUAUCUCCUUCUCUUCCUCCAUUUGUUGAUGCCAAGGGCAGCAUAGAUGGGUUAGCAUAUUGUGAGAAUGACAAAAGGAUAGAGAUGGGUUAAAUGAGUGGGCAAGAAGUCACCAAAUGGAACUUAAUGGGGAAAAUGAAAGACUUGUGAGGAAGAUAGUAAAAACAAAUAAUUUAACUGGUGUGAGACUACAAGGGAUCUGAAGGUCCUAGUAUAAGAAACACAUAAAGUUAGCAUGUAGGUAGCAAGAAAUUAGGAAUGAUAAUAGAAUGUUGGCCUUUACCUGGGGGGGGGGGAUGGGGAAAGUAGAGAAGUUUUGACGCAACUUUGUAACUACUGGUGAGACUGUAUCAGAGAGUUCAGUUUUGGUCUCUGUAUUUAAGGAAGGACAUGCCUGCAUUGGAGGCAGUGCAGACAAACUCAGGCUGAAGGGGUUGACAAUGUGGAGGAUGGAAUGGGUCUAUUACUCCUUAGAACAUACAAUAAUGAGGUGACAGUGAAACAUAAGAUUCUGGUCAAGUUUGACUGGGUGGCUACUGAGAGGAUGUUUCCACCAGUGGGAGUAUAUAGAACUAAGGAGUAUAGUUUCAGAAUAAAGGAGUAUCAUCCAUUUGAGAUGGAGAUGAGAAGGAAUUUCUUCUCACGAAGGUCAUUGAUCCUCAGAAGCCUCCAACACAGGGAGUUGUGGGGGCUGGGUGUUUCAAUAUUUUGACGGACAUUUAAACUACAAGGGAGUCAAGGGGUAUGAGAACUGAGCGGGAAAGUGAUGUGGGGGGCAGGAUUGAAUCAACUAUGAUCUUAUUGAAUGGCAAAGGUGGCUCAAGGAGCUGACUGGCCUACACUUGCUCCUGUUUCUAAUGUUUUCAUUUAGCAUGUGGCCAAAUGAUAAGCUAGGUAAGAGGUGCACUGCAUAACUUCUUCAGUAGUCGAUGGUAACACUAUGACUUGCAUUGUUGGCCAACAUUAAGUCUUUGACUCAAUUUCAGAGAUCACGAAUCAUAUUUGGAAAAGAUAUCCAUUGACAUUGGGUCAGAAUAAAAGGAGCAGUUUGCAGAGUGCUGUCUGUGGUUACAAAUCAGCUAUGCAUUCAGGAACAUUAUCUGAGUCUUCUGAAAAAAAUACACUAAGCAGGUGCUGGGAUGGAGUCUAUAGGAAGCUUGCAAUGUUAGCAAAGUCUCAUCUCUGCUCUUCCCAUGAGAUAGUGCAGCAUGUACUGUCACCUUGCUAUAACUAGGGUGCACAAUGAGAUGUCACUUGUUACAGCAGCCACAGCACCAUGACAUAAAAUCUAAGGACAACAAUGACUGAGUUAUGGUUGCAACUGGUAACGUAGUUUGAUGAUAUCCUCUUUAGUGAACAAAAUCACUUGUAACAUUGGUCCUCAAUGUUGUUGAGGUACAAUAAAUGCUCCUUCAAUACUUACUGUUGAAAUAGCAGUCAACCCAAUGCCCGAUUUUGCCUUCUCCUCCGCCCAUCUUCUGGACUACUCCCAUACUCCAUCAGCCCUGAACCAAUGUCAACCAUACUCAGAAUAAAUUGAAUUGCAGAGAGAGCAGCCACCAUUAUAAAAUUUACUAACAGAAGAAUAAAAGCAUACAAGGGUCAAGAAAGCUAACUAAAAGCUUCAGCAAAACAGUUUGUGGAGGUGUUUUGCUUUCUGCUUUAUCAGUGGGCGCAUUUUUAACAGAAUAGCUGAACAGUGCAGGCCCCAAAAUUCUGAUCAAGCAUAUCAGUUGCUAAGUCCUUCCCAGGCCUCUUGCAAACAUUCUAAUUUUCUGUUCCUCUGUCAGGAUAUCAACAACCCAGGCUGAUGUUGCAAAAUAUAACCCUAAAUUUCAGACUGUUUCUCCUGAGAAGCCAAGUUUCAUCCUGUUGAAUCACUCCUGCUGGACUAGAUUCCUGGGCAACACCCCUCACUGUGCACAGUGCUAAAUUUAAUUCAUUCCAUUGUUCCUGUAGCCAUCUGCGCAGCAAUGGCAUGCAGAGGAGGAACUAAAAGUAAUGUUUAAUUAUGGGUUGCAAUUCUUUUGGUUUCAAAGAAAACUGCCAAGAUCCUUCUGAUUGCAAAUGUGUAGGGUUACUAACACAGCUACUGGAUGUACAUUAAUGGUAGUCUUUGGAUACUGGAUCUGUUGCAUAGUCCUGAUGAAUAAAGCACAUUGUGCAUAACAAUUUUUUUUUAAAAAACUUGUACAUAUAUGCACAUUAAGUGUAUUGAGGGUGUUUGUUGAUAGUAUUUUAUGUAAACAAUUUUUACUUAUGUAGAAAACCCAUCACUUGGGCACCUUGUA
Messenger RNA from Pristis pectinata (smalltooth sawfish), 4520 nucleotides. RefSeq names its product sodium/potassium-transporting ATPase subunit beta-1-interacting protein 3. Bases 217 to 840 code for a protein of 207 amino acids. The record is from RefSeq and is a predicted model, not a curated record. Gene Ontology annotation, biological process: regulation of sodium ion transport. Lineage: Eukaryota; Metazoa; Chordata; Chondrichthyes; Rhinopristiformes; Pristidae. The transcript has 7 exons.